Messenger RNA from Pneumocystis jirovecii RU7, 1122 nucleotides. RefSeq lists its product as uncharacterized. The record is from RefSeq and is a predicted model, not a curated record. Gene Ontology annotation, cellular component: plasma membrane. The transcript has 3 exons. The coding region runs from base 1 to 1122 and encodes 373 amino acids. Lineage: Eukaryota; Fungi; Ascomycota; Pneumocystomycetes; Pneumocystales; Pneumocystaceae. Gene Ontology annotation, biological process: zinc ion transmembrane transport. Gene Ontology annotation, molecular function: zinc ion transmembrane transporter activity.
AUGAUAAAUACGUUUACUUUACUUCGUAGAUUUGAUGAACAUUUAGAUGAUCAUGAUCAUGAUCAUGAUCAUGGUCACCACCAUCACCAUCUUGGUUGUGGAGUUAAAGAAGAUUAUGAUGGAAAUAUGGGACUUAGAAUAUCAUCAAUAUUUGUGAUUAUGCUCUUUUCAUCGCUUGGUGUCUUUUUCCCGUUAAUUGUAACAAAAGUUAAACGUUUAAAAAUAUCUCAGCCAUUAACUCAUUUUAUAAAAUUUUUUGGUACUGGUAUUAUAAUAGGAACAGCGUUUGUUCAUUUACUUCUACCGGCUUUUAUGGAACUAGGUUCUUCUCCAUGUCUUUAUGGUAUAUGGGAGACAUACAAUUUUGCUCCAGUACUGAUUAUGGUUGGAAUGCUUACUAUAUUUUUAUUGGAAUUAUUUUCCUUAAGACAUAUUUCUUUAAAGUGUGCUGCGAAUUCUAUAGAUAUUACAUCAACCUCUCAAACAAAUAUUUCUACUGAUGAUAAAAAUCCUUUGGAGGUUCAGAAAUCUUUAUCUUCUGGUGCAAAAAAUGACUUUGAGAAACAAAAUUUAAUUAAGAAAUAUAUGUUAAAAAAGGAUUUAUUGACAGUUAUUAUACUUGAAUUUGGGAUUAUUUUUCACUCUAUUAUUAUUGGUUUUACUUUAGCAGUUACUGGGAAUAAAGAAUUUAUAACUCUUUAUAUUGUAAUAAGUUUUCAUCGUAAGCAUUUUGUUAAAAUUAUUUCAUUAUUUAUUCUAUUAGAAAUGUUUGAAGGACUUGGUCUUGGUGCUCGACUUUUUGAUAUUGCUCAAUAUAAUAAUUUAAGUUAUAAUAUACUUUUUGCAUUUAUUUAUAGUGUAAUAACAUCUGUUUCUAUUGCUAUUGGCCUUGCGGCUAAAGCUCUAUAUAAUCCAACAUCGCCUACUGCUGUAAUUAUUUCUGGAAUUUUUGAUUCACUUUCUUCUGGAAUAUUAUUAUAUGCAGGAUUAGUAGAACUUCUUGCUGAAGAUUUUAUUAUCAAUUCAGAACUUCGAAAUGGUGAUUUGACAAAAUUAUUGUAUGCUAUUUUUUGUGUUGUAUUAGGGUUUGUAACUAUGGCUAUUAUUGGAAUAUGGGUUUAA